CUGGCUGCCCCUCACUCAUGACCUACUGGCUGUCCCUGCCCUACCAGCUUCCCUGACCUACUAGCUGUCUCUGACCCCUGACCUGCUGACUGCCUCUGACCCCUGACCUACUAGCCCCAAUAUACCAGGUGAUCUGCCUGAUUGCUCUUUGUUUAUUUUGCAGAUUGCUAUGAGAAGAUGCCGGAUGCUGCUGGUCAGAGGAGGCUGUGUAGCUCAACAGUGUGUCCCCCAAUGGAGAUCAGUUGCACCCAGGAUGAAAUUAGGCUUUUACGCAGGUUGUACAGGAAGCAGCUGGAAGCUGCUGGGUUGCAGGUAGAGUUUUGUGAUGCCGAGAAUCCUGUGAUACUGAUCAAAAAGGUGCCAGCCUGUUUUAUAGAAAAAGAAGCCAAUGAAGUUCGAAGAGGACGGCAUCCGGUCACUCAGACCAUCCUGAAGGAGUUCCUUCAGGAACAGAUUGAGAUGUUUCAGUCAACUGGAGGGUUCCAAGGUGUGCUGUCACGGACAGUGCUGAAGGUAUUGUCCUCACAGGCCUGUCAUGGUGCUGUGAAAUUUGGUGAUGUACUCAAUGUGGAAGAAUGUAAAAGCCUCAUGGACUCACUUGCUGGCUGUGACCUGCCCUUUCAGUGUGCUCAUGGAAGACCCUCCAUACUACCCCUGGUGGAUCUGGAUCACCUGGUGGUGGAAAAAGAGGUUCAUCGUAGACCAAACUUACAGAAGCUGCAGCAGUUAAACAAGACCAGGUUCAACAGUGGAAGCAUUUAAUUGGCUGUGGCAACAGUCCAGACCUCUUAGCGGAUGGAAUUUUACCUGAGGCUUUUUGUAAUGACCAGUGCUCCACCAUCACUUACUCAUCGCCUGCACUCAGUUUCCUGGUGGUACCUGAUAUGAAAUGGAUAGAGUGCCAUCUACUCACAACUGGCAUUGCGCAUCUUCUGCCUGAUAGACUGUGUGGGAAAUAGCAGCGUAGUUUAUUUGAGUAUUUGACAUCAGGCUUUACCAUGUGGAAUAUCAUGAACUAUGGCCACUUUCACUUUCAAUGGUACCUGGGAGCAGGACUCCCCUUUGUGUCUGGGAACUGUCAGCUGCUGUCACAGCAAGCCAUUGUCUUAUGCAUGUUCCACUACUACUACUUAUUUAUUGAAUAAAUAGUUUGUUAAUAUAAAGAA
Rhincodon typus (whale shark) is the source of this 1166-nucleotide messenger RNA. Its product is annotated as DNA mismatch repair protein Mlh3-like. Lineage: Eukaryota; Metazoa; Chordata; Chondrichthyes; Orectolobiformes; Rhincodontidae. The coding region runs from base 178 to 762 and encodes 194 amino acids. Gene Ontology annotation, cellular component: mismatch repair complex. The transcript is spliced from 6 exons. The record is from RefSeq and is a predicted model, not a curated record. Gene Ontology annotation, molecular function: ATP hydrolysis activity; ATP-dependent DNA damage sensor activity. Gene Ontology annotation, biological process: mismatch repair.